AUAAACUAUUUGGGAAACGUCUUCUGCAGGCCAGACAUUACAUUAUGUCUCGUAAGUCCUGGCUGAAGAUGGUGCCCACCGAAAACUGUGAUAUCCUGAUGACAUUCCCAGAUACAAUAGAUGACCACACUCUGCUGUGGCUGCUGAAUCAGAUCCGUGUUGGAAUCCCGCAAGUCAGCAUUCAGGUUCGACAGCAUAAACACACCCAGGCGCACGCCUUCUUCAUCACGACCACAUUUGAGAACCUGCUGCGUGGAGCCGAGCAGAUGGGGAUGCAUAAAGCCGUCAAGCCACAGUUUGGCGGCGGGAUGCGUCGCUUCUGCUGUGAGGAGGACAACAUCUACGAAAACAUAGAGAGCGAGCUCUGCUUCUUUACCUCACAGGAGCGUCAGGGCAUCAUCAAGUAUUGGCUGGACAACCUGCGAGCCAGACAGGGGGAGGUGCUUCACAACAUCCACUUCCUGGAGGGACAGCCCAUCAUUCCAGAGCUUGAAGCCCGGGGAGUGAUCCAUCAAAUGUUUCCUCUCCACGAGCAGAGGAUCCUCAAUCAGCUGAUGACAUCCUGGGUCCAGGCUGUGUGUGAACGGCAGCCUCUAGAUGAUAUAUGUGACUACUUUGGGGUCAAGAUCGGGAUGUAUUUUGCCUGGCUGGGGUUUUACACCAACUCCAUGCUUUACCCUGCUGUGAUUGGCUUUCUACUGUGGAUACUAGCAGAGGCUGACCAGACCAGUCAGGAUAUCUGCUGUGUGGUGUUCGCCCUCUUCAACGUUGUGUGGGCGACGUUGUUUUUGGAGCGCUGGAAGAGGCGAGAGGCGGAGCUGGCCUACAGGUGGGGCACCCUGGACACUCCUGCUGAGUCUUUGGAGGAGCCCAGACCACAGUUCAGGGGAGUGAAGCGCUGCAGUCCCAUAACAGGCUGUGAGGAGUUCUACUAUCCGCCAUGGAAGAGAGCUUUGUUCAGAUGGCUGGUCAGCCUGCCCAUCUGCCUCCUGUGUCUCUGUUUUGUCUUUCUGGCUAUGCUUCUUUGUCUGGAACUGCAGGAAGUGGUAAUGGAGAUUCAGGAGCUGCCCAGUAUCACAAGAUUCAUUCCCAAGAUACUUCUUGCCAUCACUGUAACCAUAUGUGAUGAAGUGUAUAAGAAGAUCGCUUACUGGCUCAAUGACAUGGAGAACUACAGACUUCAGAGUGCCUAUGAGAAUAAUCUCAUCAUCAAGAUGGUUUUUUUUGAGUUCAUCAAUUCUUACCUUAGCCUUUUCUACAUUGGAUUCUACCUCAAGGACAUGGAGCGACUCAAAGAGAUGCUAGCUACUCUACUGAUCUUCCGCCAGUUCCUACAAAACAUCAAAGAGGUCCUCCAGCCUUAUCUCUACGAACAAAACAAGCUGGGUGUCUUCACACCAAAGGUGCUGUGGGAGCUCCUUCAAGCGAUCAUGCUGAAGUACGGCCGUCUGGCUCUGGGAAAAGCCCAAGCCUCCAUGACAGCCUAUUCCUUCCUGGGGACGAGAGUGAUCCCUGUAAAUCACACAGCCAAUGGGAACACGGAGCCAAGGAAAAGAGGCGAUCUGAAGGCGGGGUUCAGGCUGACGGAGGAGGAGUGGGACAUGAACGACAGCGCUCUGAAGCAACGUAAAGUCAGCUUCACGGAGAAGGUCGACUAUCAGGACGUCACGACAGAGACCCAGGCUGUGGACGACAGCUUCCUGGAGGACAGUCCCACACUGGUAGAGGAGGGGAUGGAUCCAUCCAGUAUUUUUGACAGCUGUGAUGAGGACAGUGAUUGUGAAUCACUGGCUCUAGAGACCAAGGAGAAUGCCACUGUGUCGCCGCCAAAGGAAUGUGACUCUGUGUGCCACAGACGAAGGAAUGCAGGCGAGGGGAAAGAGGAUAAGAAAUCCUGGAUUGAUCCACCAGAAGAACCCAAAACCGUCACACUGACCCAGGCGGAGAUCGAGAGCUGUAUGCAGACGUAUGAGGAUACACUUCAGGACUACCAGGAGAUGUUCAUUCAGUUUGGAUACGUGGUGCUCUUUUCCUCUGCCUUUCCCCUGGCGGCCAUGUGUGCUCUUAUCAACAACAUCAUUGAGAUCCGCAGUGACGCCCUGAAGCUGUGUACGGGUCUGCAGAGGCCGUUUGGACAGAGGGUGGAGAACAUCGGACAGUGGCAGACGGCGAUGGAGGCGAUGGGUCUAAUAGCCAUCAUAGUUAACUGUUACCUGAUUGGUCAGUGCGGGCAGCUGCAGCGUCUGUUCCCCUGGUUGAGUCCUGAGAUGACCAUCAUCUCCAUCGUCUUACUGGAGCACUUUGCAAUCCUCCUAAAGUACAUCAUCCAUGUUGCUAUCCCUGAUAUCCCUGGCUGGGUUGCAGAAGAGAUGGCCAAGCUAGAGUACCGACGAAGGGAAGCUUUCAAGAAGCACGAGCAGCAGGCCCAGCAGCAUUUCCAACAGCAGCUCAGACGCAGGCGUGAAGAGGAGGAGCUGCAGCGUCAGGCGGAGCUGCAGGCCGAGGCCCGGCAGGAGAGCGACUACCACAAGGCGGACAGUCAGCACCAGCACCACCACGACAAAGCACCAGGGGGGAAACCAGGGGACAAGCCCAAGAGACCCAGCUCUCUCCUGGGAAACAACAAUGUGAUGAAACUGAAGCAGAUCAUCCCACUCCAGGGAAAGUUCUCCUCCGGCACCUCCCGCUCCCCUGCUCAGUCUCCAACUGGGGGAGAGGCAAAGCUCCCAGGAUUUCUCAAGUUCUUGAAGUCGCCCGAGGUGAAAAAAGAACCAGCAGUAGCAGUUGGAGCCACCCAAGGAUCAACAGUAACCUCUACGGUGCUCCCUAGUGGCCAGGAGAGGUCACAGUCCCCCAACAGGACAUUCAGUCCCGGGAAGCUGUUCAGUUUCAGCAAAUCCGAGGGGACUGUAGUGUGUGUAAAUGGGACACAGCCACCCAGCCAGGCUGCAAACGCACAACCCAACAGAGCUGACUUAAACACAACACCAGAGGAGUUACCCUCCAAUGAGUCCGAGAAAGGAGAGUCAAGACAAUUAACUGAUCCUGAAAACUCUGGCUCAAAAAGUUAAUAAUAAAUGUCCAACUGUACUAAACUGUACCAAUGUAAUAUCACAGAGGGAAAGCAAUGUCAUGUUGAGGCCACAUUCCUGUACUGUAGGAGAACACACUAGUCACCAGGACCACAUGUACGGUCAGCGAGCGGUAGACUUUCACCCUUGAUGCAACUACUUCGCACAAAGCAUUAAACUGUAUCUAUAAGACUUGAUUAUCUAGCUUCCAUGUAAAAACUGUACAGUAAGUGUAAGCCCUCGAAUGGGACCGGAGCGACUUUUCCUUAACGUUAAAAUACUGCAUGACUGCCUGGUUUUCAACAGCAGAAAAAAACUGAUUAUGUUGAUGUGAAGGAUGUGUUUGUUUUUUUUUUAUUUACUCAUCACUGGGCCACUUUUAUCAGAACCAUGAAUAGCAGCUUCCAAAUCAAGGUUUGUUUCUCAUUUGACAGCCUGCAUGUAAUGCAUGUUGCAUCAUGUGCACGCAUUAUAUGUCCGUCAUGUCUUUUUAGUUGGCGAGCACUUAGAAAGCCAUUGUAUUCUUCUGCAAUAGGUCAAAUUAUAUUCACUGUGACCAUAAAAAUAUUCUAUUUUUCUUAACUUUGAUUUUUGUAUGAAUUAUUUUACUACAUAAAUUAGUGAAUGUACUUUGAUGAUGCAAAUAAAAUCGCACUUGAAUUAACAUCCAUCAAGAGACCGAGCAUUGGCUGACUUUGUUAACAAUAAAUAAAUAUCACUGGAUGAUAA
Sphaeramia orbicularis (orbiculate cardinalfish) is the source of this 3800-nucleotide messenger RNA. RefSeq names its product anoctamin-8-like. The record is from RefSeq and is a predicted model, not a curated record. Gene Ontology annotation, biological process: chloride transmembrane transport. Lineage: Eukaryota; Metazoa; Chordata; Actinopteri; Kurtiformes; Apogonidae. Gene Ontology annotation, molecular function: chloride channel activity. The coding region runs from base 45 to 3071 and encodes 1008 amino acids. Gene Ontology annotation, cellular component: plasma membrane. The transcript is spliced from 17 exons.